UGUGAGGGCAGCUGCAGUACAAGGGGAGCGCUCGGGGGCUGCAGACCUCUCCGCACCCUGCGAGUCGAUCAAUGUGCUUUUCCUCCUAUCACUCGUUUGCAAAUACUCCGGCACACGAGAUAUACAUUCUUUUGCUAAAUCCGGUUUCUGUCACAAUUUAAGGACACUGCACGCAGGACUAGAGCGGAGGUUUUCUUAGAUUGCUCGUCUUAAACGAGCAAUGGAAGAAAUAUUGUCAGAGGGGAAAAAUUUCAGAUUACUUGAAGACUCCGAACUGCCAGACAUAAUUGAAUUUAUUGGACAAUUUUUGCCUCACUCAAUUAAGUUCCACCAAACACUGAAAACCUAUUUGAACGACCGUGUUUGGGACUUUCAUUUCUACGUGACGAAAACGUGGCCUGAUCAACCCGUGAUCCUCCACUUUCCUGGCAUGACAAGCACGCCUAACGGGAAAAUUUACGAAAGCUUCAGUGUUUUUUGUCCUUGCGACCAACUGGAGCAUUUGGAACUUUUAGCAGAAGAAGAUGUUUUAAUCGAUUGGACACAACCAAUCUAUCUCAACUUUACACACGCUAACAUUAUGAAUAAAAUCGAAGAAUUUUACAGUCAGAUAGGAACGAUAGAAAAACAAUAUGGGGACAUUUAUGUGCUCAGCGAACCCACCAAGGAGGAAGACAGUACAAAUGUGGUAUUCGCAGAGGAUGCGGAGAUGCUGCAGUUGACUCCCGAGUAUGCUCAAACCAUCCACGACCUAUACCCAGCCAAUCACAUGGAAUGCGUGGAAAUUUUCGAAAAACUAAUCGAAAAGCUGCCUUGUUACGGAGUUUUCUCAGCUUCGGGUGACCUAGCAGCCUGGAUGGUCCAAUCUUAUUACGGUGCAAUGUUUUCGAUGCAAACGCGACCUGAAUACAGGAGAAAAGGCUACGGCCUGAUCCUUGCCAAGUACCUGACCAAAGUGGUGACAGAAAGGGGUUAUCUGCCUUUCGUCGUCAUCCGUCCUGAAAACGACGCAUCCAAAGCUCUGUACGCAAAACUAGGGUUCAAAAAACACUUCGAAACUGUCAGGGCUAUCCUGCGCCCCCAUGAUAGGGCCAACGACGAGCAGGGGGGAGGGACGGAGGGGCAGUAAACACUUCUUUUUUCUAUAGCAGGCUGCGGACGCACAGCUUACAACCGAUUAGCUUUUUUAUUGAGAAUUUUUCUACCGCUUCCAAAAUUACAUACAGACUGCAAAAAUUUAUUCCAAAACUUCGGUGGGCUACAAAAGUACAAACUGCACUUUAAAUCUUCUGCACAGGAAAGGAAAGGAGAAUACAAAUUACUAUCUACAUAUCUCUGACAGUUAUUUGCUCAGCGCUAAAUAGAAAAUAACACCAACGCUAAAUUAUGCAUGAGCAACGAAUAUUUGCUGCAAAUUUUUAUUUUCUUCCUGUUUUGUGCAGAGAAAUUAAAGACAAAUGCACGUUCACACAAGUAUACUUCACUCGAACUCUUCAAGCAACGAUAAUUUACAUUAGGAUUGUGCGCUACAAUUUUUGAAGCCCAUCAACUUCACUCAAGGCUUUGUUUGACAAAAUAUCUCUAAUAUAACUGAUUAUUACUAAAUGAGGAAAUUCUAUAACUAACGUAAUAUUACUGCUUAAAGUUGACAAUUUGAUUGGUUUAAAAAUUGUUUCGGUCACAAUGUAUGACACCUGUUUGUUUUUGUGUCGUUCAGUGUUUUAUUGUACAGAGUGUUCCGUCCAAACCUCACAUUAGAAGUAUUAGUAGUUCUAAUAAAGAUAGUCUUCUGAAAAUUUGUGUACAACCAUAUUUUCUUAGGUCCUGCUUAAUGAAAAUAUUUUUAAGAUUUUUAAUGCGUUUUUGGAUUUGAGUUAUUUUAAAGGCGUUUUUGUCAGCUUUCUUUACACCUAAUGUGCGUUUAGGGGGUUAAGACGGAACAGGCUGUAUAUUGGACGAGUUCGGAUUCAUUGGUCAAGUUCGAGAAAAGUGUGGGAAUUCGAUUCGACCUUUUAAACAUCCUUCCUCAAAAGGCUGUGCUAUUCAUACAUUAGACAAGAAAAAGUCAAGUAAACCUUGUCUCAAUUUUUUCCUCGGCACCUUUCCUCACAUUGUAGUAACGAACACAAAAACAACAUGGUUAGAACACAGGCAAGGAAAAAGUGUAACGAUGAGCUACACGUGCGUUUCUUCUACAAUGCUCAAAUGACGCGACCGCAGCAUCAAUUCGGACUUUUCGGGCAAUGUGCGUAGUGUCUACUUAUGAAUUAACUUUUAAUACUGUGAUUAAAGACUAUCAAAGACUGAAAAGGGAAACAUUGUGUAGUAAGGACUAGUUAGAAUAGAGCAGAUGUUUUAUAUUUUGGCGCGGUUGCGGUCGUGUCAGUUCCAACGCACUUGUAGCCGCCAGAAAUCGUUUAGUGCUUUAAAUCCACCAUAUCCAAUUUUUCUAGGAUGGUGCAAAAACUUAGAAUGAAAUCUUAGGGCGAUUGUAAGCUGGCUGUUUAACUUCCUGUUGGCAGUUUCAAUUUUGUGAAACUUUCAAGAUGUAGUGCAGGCCGGCCAUUGUGAUAUUUAAUUGUAGUUAUAAUACAGCAGAAAUGAGCUUUGAUUAUACGCACUAGAGUAUAGUCAAAGAGAUGUAUUAGUUUUUGAAAACUGAAGCGUUGCCUAUAUCUUUUUAAAUUAUUGCGGCAAAGUGCGCUUGUUGCCCAGUUAAAAAACAUUCCCUUUAUAAAAUAAACAAAUUGGCGUUUACGGUUUUUAAGAUAACAACCAUUCCAUUCCUUUAUUUAAAUUGUGUGUAAUACUUAGGCCUAUAGGAGAUAGAGAGACACAUGAUUAGAUUGACCAAGGCGAGUUCCCUAAAUGCAAACGAGGCAAUAAUUAUCUAGGGUUUGCAUUUGGGGCAACCAGCCCUCGAAUAUAUUUUAUUUCAUCAAAAAUAAAUAAAUAAAAAAAACACCC
Tribolium castaneum (red flour beetle) is the source of this 2967-nucleotide messenger RNA. RefSeq lists its product as uncharacterized. The transcript is spliced from 5 exons. The coding region runs from base 221 to 1129 and encodes 302 amino acids. Gene Ontology annotation, molecular function: acyltransferase activity, transferring groups other than amino-acyl groups. Lineage: Eukaryota; Metazoa; Arthropoda; Insecta; Coleoptera; Tenebrionidae. The record is from RefSeq and is a predicted model, not a curated record.